Messenger RNA from Coffea eugenioides, 2580 nucleotides. Its product is annotated as protein NSP-INTERACTING KINASE 1-like. NCBI's taxonomy places the organism in Eukaryota, Viridiplantae, Streptophyta, Magnoliopsida, Gentianales, Rubiaceae. The record is from RefSeq and is a predicted model, not a curated record. The transcript has 11 exons. Gene Ontology annotation, biological process: protein phosphorylation. Gene Ontology annotation, molecular function: protein binding; ATP binding; protein kinase activity. The coding region runs from base 371 to 2242 and encodes 623 amino acids.
AGUUUAUCUAGAUUGGGUUAAAUAUCAUUUUUCUUUCUUUAUAUUCUUUUCUUCACCUUUGUUGACAAGUGGCAGGCAUGUUAGUUCCCACUUUUACUACCAAAACCUCUGUUUUUCUCUUGGGUCAGUCUGCCAGAAGCUCUGAGUUGGUGAAGAUUCUUGGCAUGGCAAGCCGGAGGAAUUGUACUAUUGUCAUAUGAUGUUUGUAUGUUGUUACAUAAUACAGAUGCAACUUAGUUGAAGAUUGUGUCUUCUAUUGUGAUCAGCCAAGGCUCAUCAACUAAGUCCUGUCAGCUCCAUAAUUACUUUCUUCAUCAGCUAAACAUCAUUUUGCAUUCUGGGUUGCUUUCUUUUUGGGAUUCUUGAUCCAAUGGAAGUGGGAAAAGAAGCUUCUGUUUUUUGUUAUGUCGUUUUAUUCAGCUUCUUGGCUUGUUCAAACGCUUGGCUUUCUCCUGACGGUGUUAAUCCAGAAGUGGCUGCUUUGAUGGAUAUUAAGGACCUUCUGAAAGAUCCUCACGGUGUUCUAAACUGGGAUAGAAAUGCAGUUGAUCCAUGCAGCUGGUCUAUGAUUACCUGUUCACGUGAUACUUUUGUCAUUGCCCUAGCAGCUCCAAGCCAAAGUUUGUCUGGCUUGAUUUCUCCUAGCAUCAGGAACUUAACCCACCUUCAGACUCUGCUUCUGCAGAACAACAACUUAUCAGGACCUAUCCCCUCUGAGCUGGGAAGGCUCCCAAAACUUCAGACAAUUGAUAUUUCUGAUAAUCUGCUCACUGGGGAAAUUCCUCCUUCUCUAGCUCAACUGAAAAGUCUCCAAUACCUGAGGGUAAACAAUAACAGUCUCACAGGAGCUAUUCCUUUGUCAUUGAUGAAUAUGACUCAGCUGACAUUUCUAGACUUUUCUUUCAAUAAUUUGAGUGGUCCUGUACCAAAGCUGCCUGCUAAAACAUUCAACAUUUUGGGAAAUCCAAUGAUAUGUCCAACUGGGAAGGAGCCAGAAUGCAAUGGGACAGCUCCGAUGCCUCUAUCCUUGCCUUUAAAUAACUCCCAAAGUCUUCAGCCUGCAGUUAAACCUAAAAGUAACAGAGUUGCCUUAGCCUUUGGAACAAGUCUUGGAUGCAUCUGCCUGCUAAUUAUUGGAUUUGGUUUCUUUCUGUGGUGGAGACAAAAGCACAGUCAGCAGAUAUUCUUUGAUGUUAAUGAACAACACCAUGAAGAAGUGUGCCUAGGAAACUUGAGGAGAUUCCAAUUUAGAGAACUUCAGGUGGCCACAAACAACUUCAGCAGCAAAAACAUUCUUGGAAAAGGUGGUUUCGGGAAUGUCUACAAAGGCUAUCUCCAAGAUGGAACAAUUGUAGCAGUCAAAAGGCUAAAAGAUGGCAAUGCCAUUGGUGGAGAUAUUCAAUUCCAGACUGAAGUUGAGAUGAUUAGCCUUGCAGUUCAUAGGAACUUGCUCCGACUCUACGGAUUUUGCAUAACACCAACUGAAAGACUCCUGGUGUAUCCCUUCAUGUCUAAUGGAAGUGUUGCCUCACGUCUUAAAGCCAAACCGCCCUUGGAUUGGGGUACAAGGAAAAGAAUUGCACUGGGUGCUGCAAGGGGAUUGCUGUACCUGCAUGAGCAAUGCGAUCCCAAGAUUAUUCACAGAGAUGUGAAGGCUGCAAACAUAUUGCUGGAUGAUUACUGUGAGGCAGUUGUAGGAGACUUUGGACUGGCAAAGCUCUUGGACCAUCGCGACUCACACGUCACAACAGCUGUAAGGGGCACAGUAGGGCAUAUAGCUCCUGAAUAUCUCUCGACAGGCCAGUCAUCAGAGAAAACAGAUGUCUUUGGGUUUGGAAUUCUUCUGUUAGAAUUGAUCACCGGACAGAGGGCUUUAGAAUUCGGCAAAGCAGCAAAUCAGAAAGGAGCAAUGCUGGAUUGGGUUAAAAAAAUUCACCAAGAAAAGAAGCUUGAGUUGCUAGUUGACAAGGACCUGAAAAACACCUAUGACAGGAUUGAGCUAGAGGAAAUGGCACAAGUGGCUUUAUUGUGCACCCAAUAUCUUCCUAGCCACAGACCUAAAAUGUCUGAAGUGGUUCGGAUGCUAGAAGGCGAUGGACUUGCGGAAAAGUGGGAAGCCUCUCAAAGAGCUGAGGCUACAAGAUGCAGAGCCAAUGAAUUCUCAUCUUCUGAAAGAUAUUCUGAUCUAACAGAUGACUCUUCAUUGCUUGUCCAAGCAAUGGAACUCUCGGGACCCAGGUGACAUCUUCCUCAAAGAGGAAAAGAAAAGCUCCAAGUACAUGAAAAGCACGAAACGUCAGAGAAAAGACUGACGUGCAACCAACCUGUGUAUAGACUUCAUAAGCCAGAAGAAAGCUCGACGAUGAAGUAAUGCCUUAUGCAACCAUGACUGUAUAGUUCUAUCUGAGAAACUUGCUUUUUGACCGUAAGUUGUAUGGGCAUUUUUCUUCCGUUUUUAUUCUUUUUCUUCUUCUUUUGGUUUUCUUAUUGGUUUCUAGAUUGAUUGGGAAUUUUCAAGGGAUUGUGCAAUAAAUGUGCUUUGUUAAUCGGAUUGAGUUAAUAUAUGCUUCUUGCUGUGAA